Coffea eugenioides is the source of this 1229-nucleotide messenger RNA. RefSeq names its product thylakoid lumenal protein TL20.3, chloroplastic. The transcript is spliced from 7 exons. The coding region runs from base 105 to 911 and encodes 268 amino acids. The record is from RefSeq and is a predicted model, not a curated record. NCBI's taxonomy places the organism in Eukaryota, Viridiplantae, Streptophyta, Magnoliopsida, Gentianales, Rubiaceae.
UCUCAAAUCUUAAUGCCCCACCUCUUUUCUUCCAUGUCAUGAAUAUUUCGCACUCUCAAUUUCGUUUGUAAAUCCACAAACAGAAAAAUAAUAAUUCCCUGAAAAUGGCACUCUCUUCAACCUCUUUGCUUCCAAUGAAAUCAUUUACCAUCCCUUCACCUUCUUGUGCUUACAGAUGCUUCUUUCCUCAGCAAUCUGCUCUCAGGCCCUUGAAGGUAAUCUGUCAACUUGACCAACAAGGAAAAAAUGCCACAGAACCUAAGUGGAGAAAGCUGGUUUCAACUGCACUGGCUGCGGCUGCUGUUGUGACAUUUAGCACCAACCUGUCUGCCUUGGCUGAUCUCAACAAAUACGAGGCAGAAACUCGUGGCGAGUUUGGGAUUGGUUCAGCUGCUCAAUUUGGCUCUGCAGACCUCAAAAAAGCGGUCCAUGUAAACGAGAACUUCAGAAGAGCCAAUUUCACAGCUGCUGACAUGAGGGAAUCAAAUUUUAGUGGUUCAACUUUCAAUGGUGCGUACCUCGAGAAGGCUGUUGCAUACAAGGCAAAUUUCACAGGUGCAGAUUUAAGUGACACCUUGAUGGAUCGAAUGGUUCUUAAUGAAGCAAAUUUCACCAAUGCAAUCCUGGCUAGAUCAGUUCUCACCCGCAGUGAUCUUGGGGGUGCUACUAUUGAGGGUGCUGACUUUAGUGAUGCAGUGAUAGACCUUCCCCAAAAACAGGCUCUUUGCAAAUAUGCAAGUGGCACAAAUCCUAUAACAGGGAUAAGUACCAGAAAAAGUCUAGGUUGUGGAAACAGUCGAAGAAACGCCUACGGUUCCCCUUCUUCACCUCUCCUUAGUGCUCCGCCAAAGAAAUUGCUUGACCGUGAUGGAUAUUGUGAUCCAACCACCGGCCUUUGUGAUGCAAAUUAAUUAGUCACUCAGAACAAAUUUUUGCUGAUUCUUGAGCUUAUCAAGAAUCAACUUUGCCUGAGCAUCACUACCCCGCAAGUUUGAUGACAUUCUAGACACCUCAAAGAUUUCACAAGCAGACUUGAUACCUUAUUGCUAACGUGUUUAUGUUUCUUGUGAUGAGUUUAUUGACUUAUUUACUCGUAGUUGGCAUUAUAAUGAGAAACAGCUAGCAAUUUUGAGAAGAUAAGCAUGUGUGAAAUAUGCAUGGCCUUGCAAUUGAUCAGACAUUCUGUAAGUUGCAAGCAUAAUUAUCUCCAAAGCACACUCUUUUGUCAU